AUGGCCUCAUCGAGGAAGUAUAGUCUUCUAACAGAUGUCCAGAGAUCUGUUUUGUCUCGAUAUUUUGAUGAAGGCAUGACUGGUAAGGGUCAAGCCAACAACACCCUCAUUGAAAAAGCAAGUGAAGCUAAAGUUUCUAAGGAAACGAUAAAGCAUGAUUUGGACAUCGAGACGCUGGAAUCUAAAGGUCAUUGGGCAACAAUGGAUGAAUUACUACAAGUGAUCCCAUAUCAUCUUCCGAGGUACGAGAAGAUUAUCAAGCAGUGCAAAAAUCACCCAAAUGACCCUUUGUGUGCCUUAGAGCUUUCCUUUGCCACGCGUUUUAUCGCUGUUUACCUUUUCCUUCAAGUGAAAUGUAGUAGACCGAUGACAUUUCAAUAUCUGACUGUUCAAAUGAUCGAAACGGCCAAAAUCAACGGUGGCUUUGUCGACCAAAAACAGUUUAAAACUGCAAGUACAUACGGCUUUGACUCGCUAAUGUUCAACACAGCUGAUAUACAGGUCAUCGAUGAUUUUAUACGACACGUCCGUCCACGUCUUGAGCCAAAGUGUGAUUAUGUUUUGGUCACCCGAAAUGGCAGGCAGUACAACAAACUGAGUAAUCUGAUGACCAAAAUGGUUUUCGAUGCUAUUGGCAAGUACAUUCACCCAAGCAGAUAUCGACAAAUAGUUGAAACGGAAAGUGUGAAAAAUCUCACCAAAGAAGAACAAGAUGUUGUUUCCAAGAAUCAAAAGCAUAGCUCAGUGGUCGCACGAGUUCAUUAUCAGAAACAGCACUCGAGAGACAUUGCCAAAAAGGGACAAGAAUGCAUGAAAAAGCUUCAAGGUAUCAAAGGCGAGCAAGUAGAAGAAUACAUUCAAUCUAAGCUUUGUGCGUUAAAUCAGGCCCCGACAUUGUCAAAUAAAGAUCAAGCCGCCUCAGUUUCAAAUGAGGAGCUAACAACAAAUGAGAUUCAAAACACGCACUACCAGGAUAAAACUAAAGUCCCUGAGAAAAGGAGCCAACAAGAAGUAGARAAUUCAGACAAAUUAGUAGUAAAAAGACUACAAUUUACAAAGGAGGAAGACGAGUUUUUAAAAGAGGGCUUACUGCAUUACGGUUAUGGACAGUGGACGCCCAUAUUAAGGGAUAAACGAUUUAAAUUCCCGAAAGGUAGAAAGCCAGACUCUUUGAAAAAACGUGCAGAUAGCAAAUUUCCAACUUUGUGCAAAAAAAAAUAAAUCAGCAAAAUCGUGUAAUGCGUAAAUACUUUCUUUGAGUGCAAAUAAAUAUACUAUUUGAUAGUUUAACUACAAGACCUUAAUCAUAUUCCGAAGCGUGAGUGUUAGAGAGUGGGCUAUGGUGACAUGAAAAUAAGUUGCUGAACAAUAGGUAGGUGGGUUAGAAUAUGGAAAUAAGUCGGAGAACAAUGGCUAACCCACUAACCCACUAACCCACUGUUUGGUCAAAAGAAAGUUUGGAUCGGGUUCAACUGCGCAAGUACCAAAGCAGGAAGAGAGUUCUUAUAUACUUACUUUUCUUUUUACAAAUGCCCACGAAUAAUGUAUGCAAGUCCCUCCAAAGGUAGACCAUACAUUCCCUGUAGCGUGAGAGGCUGCGAGUUACACAGUGGGCUAUGCUGUCAUGCAAAUAAGUUGCAGAAUAAUGGGUAGGUGGGUUAGAAUAUGGAAAUAAGUCGGAGAACAAUGGCUAACCCACUAACCCACUAACCCACUGUUUGGUCAAAAGAAAGUUUGGAUCGGGUUCAACUGCAAGUACCAAAACAGGGAGAAGGGAUUCUAGUAAAGACCUCGCGCGAAAACUUCAAUUUCUACUUGUUUAAAGGGAAGCA
Messenger RNA from Exaiptasia diaphana, 1832 nucleotides. RefSeq lists its product as uncharacterized. Lineage: Eukaryota; Metazoa; Cnidaria; Anthozoa; Actiniaria; Aiptasiidae. The record is from RefSeq and is a predicted model, not a curated record. The coding region runs from base 1 to 1221 and encodes 406 amino acids. The transcript is spliced from 2 exons.